CUGGCAAGGUGGUCGUGUUGGAGAGCCCCCGUUCUGAGGCCAAGCCGAAGCAUAAGCCGCCUAAACCUGGCAAGGUGGCCGUGUUGGAGAGCCCCCGUUCUGAGGCCAAGCCGAAGCACAAGUCAUCUAAGCCCGGGAAGGCCGCACUGGAUUGGCCCAGAGACGCGGAGGUCACCCCGAAGCAUAAGCCCCCUAAACCUGGCAAGGUGGCUGUGCUGGAGAGCGCCCGCUCUGAGGCCAACCCGAAGCAUAAGCCGCCUAAGCCUGGCAAGGUGACCGUGUUGGAGAGCCCCCGUUCGGCCAAGCCGAAGCACAAGCCGCCUAAACCUGGCAAGGUGGCCGUGUUGGAGAGCCCCAGAGAUGUCAAGACGAAGCACAAGCCGCCGAAGCCUUCAAAGAGCCGAACAUCGUCGGUUGUGCUGACGUCGCCGGGUUCGCACAACGCGCUGCCGCCGUCCUCUAGUCUGGUGUCGCGGCCCUCGGCGCUGGACGGGCGGUCCUCGGCGCUGGAAGGGCGGCCGUCGAUGGCGUUGUUGGCGCCGCCGGCGGGUGCGAAGCCUGCGGCAGGCUUGCUGGAAGACCACUUUGCGAGUGGGUAUCAGGAGCCGGUGGAUUUGAGUUUUCUGCCGGACUCCGAGCAAUGGCUGGACUUGCCACAUUACGCAUUGCAAUGCUUGUUGGAUUUGGAUGUGAAGGUGAAGCAGUUGCAUUCGUUAUCUCGGAGUUUCGAUACAUGGACGUUGUCGAGUUUCCGAUACCUCGGUUCGAAUGAGGCGUUGACGGAGGACUUUUAUACGUCGGGUGCUAUGGCGUUGCUGGAGCGCGGGAUGACGCGGUACCCCGUGCGGGUGCCGUACACGUCGUUUUGUCGGCUCUUUUCGGCGUUGGUACCGGAGGCCUUGCGAGGCGUCCUACAGUUGUGCGGGCCGCCACCGAAGCUGGGUCGGACGAAUGGUGGUUGCGAGGAGUCGCCGGAUUCGUUGGUGGACGCGGCAGAUCCGGCUUUGGUGGAUGUGUGCAAGAAGGCGACGCAGAAGGUGUUGAGUGACGUGUAUGGGUUGAGUCAGUUUGAAUACCAGUUCGGUUCGACGUUGUUGUUUCUGCAGCACCGCACAUGGUUGCUGUUGUUAGCGCAUAGUACGCACUUGGUGAACGCGGCGAAUGGACAGGACCUUGCGAAGGUGCGGCGCGCCGUUCAGACGGUGGUGGACCGCGCCAAGUUUCUGCGGCUGAAGCACCUCGUGUGUAGGCUCCAGGCGCGUUGGAGACUACGGUUGCACGAACGGCGGAUGGGUUCGAACCGGUCCCUGUUCUUCCCGCUCUUUUUGGGCAUCCUCAAGACGGCAUAUUUGUUGGUACCCUACGUGGGCAUCAGCAACGUGAUUGAGAAUCGGCGCGUGCCGUUCAAGCACGGGAGCAAGCCAAGCCUGGGCCAAUUCCAGGCGGGCGCGGCGACGACGAUCCAGACAUGGUGGCGCGGCGUGUUGGCGCAGCGUGAGUUGCGGCGGCUGAAGGAGGCACGCGUGUACGCGUCGGCCGCACAGUUUCUGCAGGGUCUGGCGCGCACGUUGUUGGCGACUGGUGCGAUGUACGGGAAUGCGAUGGGUGGCCGGUUCAUCAGCGUUUGGGAAGAGGACCUGAACCGUUCGAUCGUGAAGAUCCAGCGUUCGUGGCGCAUGUUCGGCGACCCGCGAGUGCGUGAGUUCGUACGGAUGCGGAACGGCUUACGUGCGCUGGUGUUGCCUGUGCAGCGAGUGGCGAGCCGAUUGGUGUUUGCGUUGGCGGCCUCGGCCAAGUGGCACGCACGGCACUUGGCUGAGGCGGGUGUGGAGGACGCGUUGCGCCGCAGUCUGAAGGACAAUUUGUUGUUGCGGGCGGAGAACUUCCGGGCGGCGGUCAAGAUCCAGGCUUGCUGGCGCGGUUGUUUCGUGCGACGCCAGUUCCGUGCACUGCGCGAGGCCUGUCAGGUGGCGCAGACCUUUAUGAAGACCCAGCUUGCGCGACGGCGGCUGGUAGGCGCGAGGCGCGCGGCGACGAAGCUGCAGCGUUGGUGGCGUGCGUUAUUGCAGUUGCGCGCACGGGGUCUGUCGCGUGCGGCGCGUGAGGCACCGGCGGCCCCGGCCGACGCGCUGGUCGUGGUUUGGAUCAAUGCAUUAUUGCACGCAAUCAACUUGCCCGUGCACGCGGCGACCGGUCGACGUCGGAGUUUGCGCACCAGUGCGGCGGAGCUCGAGGCUCAGGUCCAGGCGUCGCUGCGCGCGACGGAGCUUUGCCACAAGGGCUUCACGGCGCUCUUCGAUGAACAC
Molecule: messenger RNA, 2306 nt
Organism: Gregarina niphandrodes
Lineage: Eukaryota; Apicomplexa; Conoidasida; Eugregarinorida; Gregarinidae
Product: IQ calmodulin-binding motif protein
Exons: 1
Biological process (GO): actin filament organization; vesicle transport along actin filament
Cellular component (GO): cytoplasm; vesicle; actin cytoskeleton
Molecular function (GO): actin filament binding; microfilament motor activity
Source: RefSeq, a predicted model, not a curated record